AUGUCUUUGGAGUACGAUUUCGGGAAACUCUACCUCAUUAGCCCGGGGCCAAGAGCAGAGCGGACUCUCGACUUGGUCAAGGACAUGGGAUGGGACGCUCACAAAGUUACGGCAUACAGGUCUGAAGGCGCUGACAAAAGGAUCUUCACAGCGACUGGCAAGCCGAUGCUACGCGUACACCUGAAUAGCGGUUUGACGUAUUUGACCACCGCUUCCCGUUGGCUUGAGCGGCUCGAUCUGAAGGAUUCUGUGAAAUCUGCGACGACAUCAGGCGUGAUCUAG
Molecule: messenger RNA, 282 nt
Organism: Colletotrichum tamarilloi
Lineage: Eukaryota; Fungi; Ascomycota; Sordariomycetes; Glomerellales; Glomerellaceae
Exons: 1
Coding region: 1-282 (93 amino acids)
Source: RefSeq, a predicted model, not a curated record